GACACAGACAGGGGACUGUCAGCUGGUGCUGGAGGAGCUGAGCGACGAGCCAUCAGCGACUGGAAACAGCUGAGGGGAGCCCCUUCCCCGCCACCCUGUCCCUUCCCCAGCCCCAAGCAUGCUGCUGAACAGGAUGUCCGCAGACGACCGGCACCUGAGCUCCAGCUGCGGCUCCUUCAUCAAGACCGAGCCGUCCAGCCCGUCCUCGGGGAUCGAUGCCCUCAGCCACCACAGCCCCAGCGGCUCGUCGGACGCCAGCGGAGGCUUCGGUCUAGCCCUGGGCGCCCACGCCAACGGUCUGGACUCGCCGCCCAUGUUCGCGGGCGCCGGGCUGGGAGGCACCCCGUGCCGCAAGGGCUACGAGGACUGUGCGGGCGGCCUCAUGGAGGACUCGGCCAUCAAGUGCGAGUACAUGCUCAACGCCAUCCCCAAGCGCCUGUGCCUCGUGUGCGGGGACAUCGCGUCCGGCUACCACUACGGCGUGGCCUCCUGCGAGGCCUGCAAGGCUUUCUUCAAGAGGACCAUCCAAGGCAACAUCGAGUACAGCUGCCCGGCCACCAAUGAAUGUGAGAUCACGAAACGGAGGCGCAAGUCCUGCCAGGCCUGUCGCUUCAUGAAAUGCCUCAAAGUGGGGAUGUUGAAGGAAGGUGUGCGCCUUGACCGAGUGCGUGGAGGCCGCCAGAAAUACAAGCGACGGCUGGACUCAGAAAGCAGCCCAUACCUGAGCUUACAGAUUUCUCCUCCUGCUAAAAAGCCAUUGACUAAAAUCGUCUCCUACCUGCUGGUGGCUGAGCCAGACAAACUCUAUGCCAUGCCUCCCCCCGGCAUGCCAGAGGGCGACAUCAAGGCUCUGACCACUCUCUGUGACCUGGCAGACAGGGAGCUCGUGGUCAUCAUUGGCUGGGCCAAGCACAUCCCAGGCUUCUCCAACCUCUCGCUGGGGGACCAGAUGAGCCUGCUGCAGAGCGCCUGGAUGGAGAUCCUUAUCCUGGGCAUCGUGUACCGCUCACUGCCCUACGACGACAAGCUGGUGUAUGCGGAGGACUACAUCAUGGAUGAGGAGCACUCCCGCCUCGCUGGGCUGCUGGAGCUCUACCGGGCCAUCCUACAGCUGGUGCGCAGGUACAAGAAGCUCAAGGUGGAGAAGGAGGAGUUCGUGACGCUCAAGGCCCUGGCCCUGGCCAAUUCAGAUUCCAUGUACAUCGAAGAUUUGGAGGCGGUCCAGAAGCUGCAGGACCUGCUGCACGAGGCGCUGCAGGACUACGAGCUGAGCCAGCGCCACGAGGAGCCGCGGAGGACGGGCAAGUUGCUGCUGACGCUGCCCCUGCUCCGGCAGACGGCCGCCAAGGCAGUGCAGCACUUCUACAGCGUCAAACUGCAAGGCAAGGUGCCCAUGCACAAACUCUUUCUGGAGAUGCUGGAGGCCAAGGUCUGAUGGCCCGGCCCACGGACGGACUCCCGCCCAAGGACAGACGGAUGGACCGACGCGAACACCUCCACAGCCACCAGCCUCAACAUUCAAGUCCUGUAUCAUGGCCGUGAGCCGUCGCGGCGGAAGGGGCUCCUCGCCUCCUGGCUGUGUGCAGAGUCCCGGGUGCUGGAGGGGCGGGGGGUAUGGGGAUGGAAAGGCAGGUGCGGGGCUCAUCUGUAACUGGCUCUUUUUUUUUUUCAUUUGGUAUGUUGUGUUUUUUUUUUCCUCCGCCGCGGGCAAUGCCGAGGCCUGGGCCAGAGCUGACUCCUCCCUGAGGCUGGAGACCACCAAGGAGGAAAGGCAACUUCUCCCCACCCGAUCACCAGGAGGCCACACAUACAUUUCGUAACCACUUCUCCGACAUCCCUCCCGCCCCCUCAGCCUCCUCCCAAGGCCUGGGCGGGGAGUGUUUAGUGCCGAGGACUCUGGCAUACUCAGGCAGGGGUAUACCUUCGGAGGCUUUCCUCUCCCAGAAAGCAGGUACUUUCUUCCAGAGGCCCUGCCUACUCUGAGGUUCUGCCCCUCAGGAGGCCCCACGCCUUCAGCAGUCCAGACGGCUUCCUCCCUCCAUCCUUCACCUAGGCUCCCAGGCCAGCCCAGCUCACCAUCAGGGGACUAGUCGCCAGAGCUCAUGGAUUUUCCUAGUCACCCCGCCCCCUUGGUGCGCCCCCCCACCCACCUUCCACUGCUGCCCCAGGGUCCCCUUCCUCUCCCCGCUCCAAACCCCACUGUGACUUCCUGCCCGACCUCAGAGCUCACCCCCACUGUGGGUUCCACCAGCCAAGACUUCAGGGCCCACAGGUGGGGACGGUGCUGGCUCAGAGCAGAGCAGGGUCCAAGACACCACGCCCCAGCGGCCCCUCUUCUGUGGGCUUCUCCCGCUCCCUGGGGGCAGUCGGGCAGGUGGGCCUGGGGAACUGAGGGAUAUGCAGGGACCUGGCCCCUCCGAGGGCACCCUGGGCACUUGAUUCUAGGCUGGCAGCUCUAGUAGGACCCAGGUGGGAUAGGGAGAGGCCCAGACCAAGCUUUGCUGAGCACAGAAAGGCCCAGAAGCAGAGAUGAGCAGGCAAGGGAACUCUGAAGACAGGGCUCCACAGAGGUCACCAGCCUGCCUGAUCAGUGGACACCAGGAUGCCCCCUCCCUUGCCUUCCAAAGGGCAGGGUGAGCCAGUGCUGCAGGAGGGUUUGCACCUGCCAUCCUUGGACUAAGGAGGCAUAGCAUAGCUCCCCGGGUGCACUUAGAUGCCAGCUUUCUGGCAGGACACCCUCACCCCCUACCAGUCCAUCAGGCUGUUGCGUAAGGUACCAACCACCCCAGUUUGCCCAGGACCCGUUUUGGCAUUGAGAGUCUAUUUGCCAGGAAACCCUCCAGUCCUGGCCGAAUGAGAACAGUGGGUCAUCCAUUUCGGUGACCGGCUAUGAAAGUUCAUUAUAACCCACUCGUACUGGGGGGAGGGCAACUUGAACACACCAUCUGGGGCUCAUGGGGUUGGCUGAGAGCAGUUUAGAGGACCUCCCAUGGCUGAAGGAGUUUCAAACAUCCAUCCAAUCAGCUGUCUUCUAAAGCAGGGAUCAGAGCAGUCCUGCCAGGGACACUUUACUGGGGAAUCCAACACAUUCUACCCCCGACCUCUGGUCACUUUGAGAGGCAGGUAGUUCCCACCCACCCAGCCCCAGGACUAGGAGGCCAGGCGUCCUCCUCCACAGCCUCGCAGCCUUCUGAGGGAAGCAGCUACUGCUGGUUCCCCUUCUCCACACCCAGACACAGCUCCUUCUGAACUUUUUCUGCCAAAAUGUGCUAAGGUCACCCCAGGUGUGAGAGCUGGCUAAAUCCCAUCUGCUGCUUUCAGAUACCUUCAUAGAGAAAAUGUCAGGGGUUCCAAGAGACUUCACAGACCAGCGAAGUAUGCCCCCUCCCUUCUUUGGCUGUGGAAUCCUCAAGGCCAGAGUCACUUGUCCGGCGACACUGGAAUGAUCCAGGGUGCUCCUAGCCUCCUGUGCAGUCUGAUCGGGGCGGACAGAUGCGCAGGUGCCUCUAAGGGACCAGGGGUAAAACCCAGGCCUACUUAGCUGUUGGGGGCCAUUCACUGACAUCUGACCUGGAGAGAUGGGGGUCUGCGCUGAGGAUGACUCCCUUAGCCUCUCGCUGUGUUGUGUACUCAAGGAGGCGGGGAACAGAGGGUCACAUCUCAUCACCUCCGUUCUGUGUAGAGUCACUGCUCGAGUGUGAAGACCUGAGCUGUGAGCCGCUGCAGGGGCUAGUUCACAACUGGUCUUCACUGUCUCUCUUUUCUAGAAAAAGCACCUCUCAUUAACAGUGCAACAAGUGGUUUUUGGGCAGCAAACGGCAGCUUUGCCUUGCCAGAGCGCAUGCGUCUGCCAGUGUGCUGCGUUAGAGCCCCUUUAUAGCAGAGGGGGGCAUGGUCCUGAUGGCUUGGUGCCACUGAGGUGGCUGCUGCUUUUACAUUAAAAAACUCUGAUGGCAACAGGAAAUGUACCAGGGAUGAUAAGUCUGUUCAGUGGGGAAGGCCCUGGUGCGUACUAGAUGGAUCCAUUGGCAUUCAGAUAAGAAGUUUAUGGGCCAACUUCUUAGUUGGGAGCCUAGCCAGCUUUUGGGACCUCCCUGGGAAGUGGGGAGGAGGUUGGGGGGGGGGGUGACUUAGUGGAGGAUGUGAAGCGAGGAGAGUUUAGGACACCCCAUCCCCUCUAAACAGAACAAAACUGAAGUUUUCCCGCCAAAUCCACUGUUCCUGGAAAAUCUGUAAAGAGGACAUAGCCCUUCUCAGUUGUACUCUCAUGAUACAGGUCAUUGAAAUGAACCAAGAAAUAAAAUGAAAAAAAAAAAAUCCAACCACGGAGAAGGUGGUAUUGGCUGGGUUUUGUUUGGUGCCCGUGUCCCCACACUUUCUCGAGAUUCUAGACUGGCUUUGGCACAUGUGAACCUUGAUAAGGGCUCACAGUUCUGGUUCAGAGGAAGCUUCAGUGAUUCCCCAGGGCACAAGUUAAGAACCGAGUAGGAAGACCAGAGCAGGAUGAUGGGUGGGAGGCCGUGGCAGGGCCUCACAGGAGCCGGAGUCUGCACCUGCCCCCUGGGUCAGGGGCCACCCUUCCCUCCAGACUCCCCCCAGGCCCUCGAAGACAGAAGGCGGAGGAGGUUGUGGCAAGGGGACAGAGGCCCGUGCCCACGGAAGAGCACCAAAGAAAAGCACUAUGUGGAGAUUGUUUUAUUUUCUAAUAAGGAUAAUGUGGCUGGAAUGGCUUCUUAAGAUGUAUAUAUUUUUAAAAAUGACGGUCCCUCAUUGCAUCACCCCCCUGUACGUACUCCCACCUCUGUAUGUGUUCUCCCGAAUGCCCUAGGAGU
Messenger RNA from Budorcas taxicolor (takin), 4832 nucleotides. RefSeq names its product estrogen related receptor beta (gene ESRRB). Bases 119 to 1435 code for a protein of 438 amino acids. Gene Ontology annotation, biological process: regulation of DNA-templated transcription. Gene Ontology annotation, molecular function: sequence-specific DNA binding; DNA-binding transcription factor activity; steroid binding. Gene Ontology annotation, cellular component: nucleus. The record is from RefSeq and is a predicted model, not a curated record. NCBI's taxonomy places the organism in Eukaryota, Metazoa, Chordata, Mammalia, Artiodactyla, Bovidae. The transcript is spliced from 7 exons.